AUGGAUUCAAUCGUUCGGCAGCUUGAGGAUCCUUCAAUAUUCCAUUACAAAGAUCUGUGGCUCAAGGAAACCGAUAAUGAUAGGCUGUUAGUACUUGAGAUCUUUGCCUUUGGUGUUAUGAGUGAUUCAAAGGGAAUUGAGCUAAGUCCAGGAAUGAGGCAGAAAUUACAAAAAUUGACUAUAGUUACACUAAGUGAAACACAUAGAGAAUUAACCUACGAGCUAAUUCAAUCAGAGGCUCGAUUGGAUUCGUCACUACAGGCAGAAUUAUAUCUGAUCCAACUCCGUCAAUUCUUUGAAGUUAAACUGGAUCCAGUACGAAAAGUAGCACAUAUUGGCCGCUGUUACGAUUGUAGAGACGUUUACAAUCAAGAAAAGCCAUUAAAAGCAGUUAAACCAAGAGUCACCGGCUCUACUCUACGUGAUUCACUGGUUCAAUGGAGAAAUUCAGUUAACAAUAAAUAA
Molecule: messenger RNA, 465 nt
Organism: Zygosaccharomyces rouxii
Lineage: Eukaryota; Fungi; Ascomycota; Saccharomycetes; Saccharomycetales; Saccharomycetaceae
Gene: CSN9
Product: Csn9p
Exons: 1
Coding region: 1-465 (154 amino acids)
Source: RefSeq, a predicted model, not a curated record